Betta splendens (Siamese fighting fish) is the source of this 592-nucleotide messenger RNA. RefSeq names its product C-C motif chemokine 22-like. Gene Ontology annotation, molecular function: chemokine activity; CCR chemokine receptor binding. Lineage: Eukaryota; Metazoa; Chordata; Actinopteri; Anabantiformes; Osphronemidae. The transcript has 3 exons. Gene Ontology annotation, cellular component: extracellular region. Bases 145 to 459 code for a protein of 104 amino acids. The record is from RefSeq and is a predicted model, not a curated record. Gene Ontology annotation, biological process: positive regulation of ERK1 and ERK2 cascade; cellular response to interleukin-1; G protein-coupled receptor signaling pathway.
GAAGCUGUGACUGUGACUGUGAGGAUGGAGGCAGCAGCUGUAUAAAGGGAGCACAGAGCAGGUCUGGAACCCACAUCAGACCAGAUCAGCACAAAGACCCACUGAGCAUCCAACCUGAAGAACGUCUGUCUCUGUGAGGGAACCAUGAAGACGCUGGUGAUCGCUGCCCUGAUCCUCAUCUGCUGCCUGUGUCACCACUCUGAUGGUCAGAUUGCAGCAGCACCGCUUUUGAGAAGUGGAUGCUGUCAAUCCAACUCUGAAGAUCGGGUUCCUUUGAGACGCAUUACAUACAUGGGAAGGACCCCAGAUGACUGUCCUGUCCAAUCAGUUGUAAUCAAAACAGUCCGUAACAAGCAGAUUUGUGUUGAUCCUGAGAAACCGUGGGUGAAGGUGGCACUAUUUAAGUUUAAGGAGUCAACUGCUAACAACAAACCAACAUCUGCCCCUUUCAACAUGUGAACGUGUAUGUCCCCAGGUUGUCCUCUGUCUCCCAUGUUAUAUCUCAGUUUUGUCAGCACUCUGCUUCUGUAUUUGCACCUGUGACUCUGUUAUCUUGAUAAGUCAUUAAAUAAAUUUAAAUGAUCUGCCUUUA